AUGAUUUAUUCACUUUACAUAAUUAGCAAAGCGGGUGGCCUUAUGUAUCAAAAAGAUUUUAAUGAAGGGUUAGCACAUUUAACUGCUAAUGAAUAUUUGGUUUUAGCUGGUACUUUUCACGGAAACUCAACUUCUUCCGGAUUAGAGGUUUUGGAAGCGGAUUCUUUUAAAUUGUAUUGUUUUCAAACGUUAACAGGAACAAAAUUUCUGAUUAUUGCUGAUCCAACACAUCCAAAUAUUGAUCAUGUACUUCGACGUACUUACGAUGUUUAUAGUGAUUACGUUAUGAAAAAUCCUUUUUAUACACCAGAAAUGCCAAUUCGUAGUGAAUUGUUUGAUAUAAACAUAGUCAAAUUGAUUAAGCAAGUUGGGGGUUAA
Molecule: messenger RNA, 378 nt
Organism: Racocetra persica
Lineage: Eukaryota; Fungi; Glomeromycota; Glomeromycetes; Diversisporales; Gigasporaceae
Source: the annotation of a GenBank genome assembly